AUGUGUAACCCAGAAGCACAGACUACAGUACAGGAAGAAGGCCUGCAGGACAUUGAAGUAGACCCAGGCCUCGACUCCGACUCUGCCAUCGGAAGCGUUGAUGACCAGCUCUCCGCAUACACCCAGUCUCUGACUUCCAGCGUAACUGCAUAUCCGGUCGAACACGGUCGCCGGUACCACGCCUACAAGGAUGGUUCCUACUUCAUGCCCAACGACGAGAAUGAGCAAGACCGUCUUGAUUUGAUGCACCACCUCAUAAUGGUGCUCACGGAUGGGAAGGACUUUCUCGCGCCCAUCAAGAACGAGGACUUGAAGCGUGUUCUGGACGCUGGCUGCGGAACUGGAAUAUGGUCCAUCGGGAUGGGGGAUAAGUACCCCGAAGCAGAAAUACUCGGAAACGAUCUCAGCCCGGUGCAGCCGGCGUGGGUGCCUCCCAACGUCAAGUUCGAGGUCGAUGAUCUCGAAGCGCCGUGGAAUCAUCCGAAGCCGUUUGACCUGAUCUUUUGCCGCUAUCUCGACGGCGCUAUUUCCGACUGGCCCACUCUCGUCUCCAACAUGUUUGACCAUACCAGGCCAGGCGGUUGGGUUGAGCUUCAAGGCUACGACGCCCAGUUCAGAUCCGAUGAUGGCACCCUGAAGUCGGAUGCGUACCUUAAACGCUACUUUGAAACCAUCGAGAAAGGAAUCUCCAAGAUGGGCAAAGUGCUGUCUACCGGGCCGCUCUUUGAGGGAUUGCUGAAAGAUGCAGGUUUUUCCAACAUCCACGUCCACAAGUAUAAGCUCCCAAUCGGCACUUGGCCUAAAGAUAAGAAGAUGAAAGAAGCUGGGACCAUCAAUACGCUGCAGUACCUCGACGGCAUGGAGGCCUUCUCCUACCGCUUGUUGACUGGCGUCUUGGACUGGAAGCUUGAGGAGGUGCAAGUAUUCAAUGCCAAAGUUGCCGAGGAGAUCAAGAGCAACAAGAUUCAUGCAUACUACACACUCUAUGUUGUGUACGGUCAGAAACCAGAGAAAGACGAAGAGUAA
Molecule: messenger RNA, 1026 nt
Organism: Diplodia corticola
Lineage: Eukaryota; Fungi; Ascomycota; Dothideomycetes; Botryosphaeriales; Botryosphaeriaceae
Product: methyltransferase domain-containing protein
Exons: 11
Coding region: 1-1026 (341 amino acids)
Molecular function (GO): methyltransferase activity
Source: RefSeq, a predicted model, not a curated record